Molecule: messenger RNA, 1990 nt
Organism: Vitis riparia (riverbank grape)
Lineage: Eukaryota; Viridiplantae; Streptophyta; Magnoliopsida; Vitales; Vitaceae
Product: adenine/guanine permease AZG1
Exons: 1
Coding region: 86-1831 (581 amino acids)
Biological process (GO): transmembrane transport
Cellular component (GO): plasma membrane
Molecular function (GO): purine nucleobase transmembrane transporter activity
Source: RefSeq, a predicted model, not a curated record
CCCUCCUAAAAUCUGUGCGCUAUAUAUGCAUAUAUAGAGGUGAAAUUGGGUGAUACGAGGAAGCUGGUGUUCUUGAAGCUCUAUCAUGGAGAUGGAGACUGCUUCACCAAAGUCUUCCAUGGUGAAUCGUCUCAACUCCGCCGUGGGAAACAGCAUAGUGGGGAAGCGAUUCAAGUUCGCAGAGAGGAAGACGACGUUCACCACGGAGCUUCGGGCGGGCACCGCAACGUUUCUUACUUUGGCCUACAUCUUGGCCGUCAACGCCAGUGUAUUGACGGACUCCGGCGGGACUUGUUCUGUUUCCGAUUGUGUGCCUCUCUGCUCCGACACGACGGUGGCCUUGGCUAACUGCUCCGGCAAUGGGCUUCGGGUGGUUCAACCGGAUGUGUCGUGUAAGUUUGACCCGGUUAACCCGGGAUACUCAGCAUGUUUGGCUAAGGUGAAGAAGGAUCUUAUAGUGGCGACGGCGGCUUCGGCGUUGAUUGGGUGUGUGAUCAUGGGGGCUUUUGCUAAUCUGCCACUGGGUUUGGCUCCGGGGAUGGGAACGAAUGCUUAUUUUGCAUACACUGUCGUGGGGUAUCAUGGCUCCGGUUCGGUCUCGUACCAGAACGCUUUAGCGGCGGUUUUUAUCGAAGGUUUGAUCUUUCUGCUUAUUUCGGCGGUUGGAUUACGGACGAAACUCGCGAAACUCGUUCCGAAACCAGUUCGAAUCUCGGCGUCAGCCGGAAUCGGGUUGUUUCUCGCGUUUAUCGGGUUGCAGAACAACCAAGGAAUCGGGUUGAUUGGUUACAGCUCCGCCACCAUGGUGACUCUGGGGGCAUGUCCGGCGUCGAAGCGUGUGUCGCUCGCGCCGGUCACCACUCUAGCAAACGGCACCGUUUCUCUAAUCCCCGGCGGAACCGUCUCCGGUGGGCUCCUCUGCCUCAAUGGCCGCAUGGAGAGCCCUACGUUCUGGCUCGCUAUCGUGGGCUUCGUCAUCAUCGCGUACUGUAUGGUGAAGAACGUGAAAGGGGCGAUGAUCUACGGCAUCGUCUUCGUCACCGCCGUCUCAUGGUUCCGAAACACCGAAGUCACUGCAUUCCCCCACACCGCUGCCGGAGACUCAGCGUACGAUUACUUCAAAAAAGUCGUCGAAUUCCACCCCAUUAAGAAAACCGCCGGAGCUCUCAGCUUCAAGGGCCUCAACAAAGGCAACUUCUGGGAAGCCAUGGUCACCUUCCUCUACGUCGACAUCCUCGACACCACCGGAACCCUCUACUCCAUGGCCCGCUUCGCCGGCUUCACCGACGAAAAAGGCAACUUCGAGGGCCAGUACGCUGCCUUCAUGUCGGACGCAAGCGCCAUCGUCGUGGGCUCCCUCCUCGGCACUUCGCCGGUGACGGCGUUCGUAGAAUCAUCGACCGGAAUCCGGGAAGGGGGGCGGACGGGAAUGACAGCGCUGACCGUAGCAGCGUACUUCUUCUUAUCUCUAUUCUUCACGCCGCUGUUGGCAUCAAUACCGGCGUGGGCGGUAGGACCGCCGCUGAUACUAGUUGGAGUUCUGAUGAUGAGAGCAGUGUUGGAGAUAGAAUGGAAUGAUAUGAGGCAAGCAAUUCCGGCCUUUGUGACCUUGCUUCUGAUGCCCUUGACCUACUCCAUCGCCUAUGGUCUGAUUGGUGGGAUUGGGACCUUCAUUGUCCUCCAUCUCUGGGAUUGGACAGUGGCUCUCUUGAGGCAAUUCGGAAUUCUCAAGGGACCCAAGAGCAAUGAUGCUUCCAUUUCCGGUGGCAAUGGAGUCCAUGCUGGUAAUCCUCAUGUGGAUGGAAAUGCGAAGCCAAUUGAUCAAGUAUAGUGUGUUUGGGUUGUUGGGAUUUUUAAUUUCAGAGGGUAGAAAGAAGAAGGAACAGCAACAUCUGUAUAUACAUUAUCUAUUUGUGGUUCUAAUGUUUUUUUGUUUAGUAUUCCUUGCCUUGUGCUAUGAAAACUAUUUCAUUUGAAACAAAUUUAUGUC